AUGUCUCGAUCAGCUUUGAAUACAAAUGAUCGUGAAGCUUUCCUUAAGUCUCAGUUAGUUGCAAUACAUAAAGCUUUAAAUAAGGUAGAAGCCCCUCUUAAACAGAAACAUGCUCGAGCUUUAACUAUAGGAACUCAUAAAGAAAGAUCUGCUGCUUUCUUUUGGAGCGCUGUUUCUAGAAUACAGUUAGAAAAACAUCCUGUUUUAACAUGGAAAUUUUGUCAUCUUCUUCAUAAAUUAAUUAGAGAUGGCCAUCGUCAAGUUCUUAAUGAUUCUUAUAGAUAUACUCAUCGUAUACAACAAUUGUCAGCUUUUUGGCAACAUCUUAAAACUUCUGGAUUUGGAAAAUGUAAUAAUGCCUAUUGUAGUAUGCUUAAUAGUAGACUAAAUUUUCAUAAAAGGCAUCAUAUCUUUCCUGGUAAUUUAAAUUUAACUGAAAAUCAAUUAAAUUCAUUAUUGGGAGGUGAUAUUAAUGAACCAUUUGAACUUGCUGUUGAAAUGCUUGAUGAAAUGGAUUGUUUAAUGAAUUUUCAAAGUACUGUUUAUGAAGCUAUAGAAGUACUAAGAGUAUCAUCAUUAGUUCCAUCAGGACAAUGUUUACUAGCACCACUUAUUUUGGUUGUCCUUGAUUCUUCAAAAUUUUAUGAUUAUCUUGUAAAAAUUAUCUUCAAAUUACAUUCAUCUCUUCCUGCUGAUGUUUUGGCUGGGCAUAGAGAAAGAUUUAAUGGUUUAUUUAAAAAAGUUAAAAAGUUUUAUGAGGAUGCUGGUAAGAUGCAAUAUUUUAAAUAUCUUGUUUCUGUACCUCAAAUACCAUCAUCACCACCAGAUUUUUUGGUUGCUUCAGAUUUAAAUUCUUAUCAAACACCUCAUGCAUAUUUACAUGGUGAGGAGGGCCAUGAUGAGUCAUCUAAUCAUGAUACAAUGUCUAUAGCUGAUGAAGGAACAAUAUUAGAUCUUAAUUUUGAUGAUACAAGUAGUGUCACAGAAUCUAAUACAAGUACCAUGAAUCCCUCAGACAUCAAUUCUAUUUUUAAUUCACUUCCACCAGUCUCUGCACCUGAUGAGAAAGAUACUACAAUAGCUAAUCUUAGAAAUGAACUUGAGACAGCUAAAGUUAACCAAAAUAGAAUUAUUAAUGAGGCGAAAUUACGUUUUGAUCAAUAUGAAAAUAGAGUAAUGCAACUUCAAUCUGAAAUUGAUUUUCAUAAACAAUCUGCUGAUGAAGUUAAAGAUGAAUUGGAACGUGUAAAAUCAAUUGCUCAGGAAACACAAAAUAAAGUAAAAUCUACAAAUCAAGAGGAGUAUGAAAAAAAAAUUCAGAGUCAGGAACAAAAAUUUAAUAAGAUGAAAGAUAUUUAUGGUAAACUUCGUGAAGAGCAUAUUAAAACACUAACUGAUAUUAAAAAUCUUAAUACCAGAGUUUUUGAGUUAGAGGAAGCUAGUGCAAAGAAAGAAGAAAAGAUAGCAUCAAAUAAUACAACUGUUGAUGAAUUAAAUGAUCACCUAGCUAGAAGUGAAUUAGAAAUUGAAAACUUAAAAAGACUUUUAAGUGAAAAAGAAGCUGAAAAGAAAGUUUGUGAGAAUGAAUUACAGAGAAAGAAAAAAGAAGAGAUUGAUGAAUUAUUUAAAAAGGUAUGUUCAGGGGGAAUUGAAAUAUUAACCAAUAACAAUGAUAAUCUUGGAAAUGCGACUUCUAUAACAUAUCCAACACAUUUAGUUUUGGAGCAGUAUGAUUAUCUUAUAAAUUUAAUGGAUGAAUUGAAAAAAAAUCUUAGUGAUGAAAACCCAAAUAUUGGAAAUAUAGUUCAUUCUUUGAAUAAUAUUUCUCAUAUAAUGGCUAAUACUUUGGCAAAUACGGUUUCUGCAGCCUACACUACUUCAAUAGAAUCUUUCGAGCCUGUCAAUGAAAAUUAUGCCACUGCACAACUUGAUAAUGUGUUAUCUUCUUACAAAGAUUUAAAAAUACAAUGUGAAAAAUUACCAUCAUUAACAAUGGAUAUUUCUGAGGAGGAGAUAGGAUCACAGUUUGAAGAAGAAAUGGCAAGAAUGGAUGAAGCUAUUAAGGCAGCUGUUGAAGCAAUGCAAGCUCUUCAACAAAAAUCUCGCCAAAAUCAUACAGGUCUUAGAUUAGAAGUUAAUGAUAAUAUUCUUGAUGCUUGUAAUGAGUUAAUGGCAGCUAUUCAAAUUUUGAUAAUUAAAAGUCGUGAUGUUCAACAAGAAAUAGUUCAGGCAAGUGGUGGUAAUUCUAAUCCUAGAGAAUUUUAUAAAAAAAAUCAUCAAUGGACAGAUGGGUUGUUGUCAGCAGCACAGGCUGUUGGUGUAACAGCUCGUGUACUAGUAGCAUCAGCUGAUAAUGCAAUAGUAGGGUCAGGAAAGUUUGAACAAUUGAUAGUUGCAGCAACAGAACUAGCUGCUUCAAUAGCUCAGUUAUCUGUUGCCUCAAGAGUUAAAUCUAAUAAAAAUUCCACCAAAUUAGCAGAGUUAGGAGCUGCUGUCAAGACUGUAAAUAAAUGUACGGCUAAUGUUGUUGCUACAACUAAAAAUGGACAAAAAUCAUUAAAUGAUGAUAAAUUAUUAGAUUUUACUCAUCUAUCAUUACAUGAAGCAAAGAAAGAAGAAAUGGAAUCUCAAGUUAGGACACUAGAAUUAGAAGCUGAAUUAUCAAGAGAGAGGAAUAAAUUAUCUCAGUUAAGGAAACAACAUUAUCAUUUAGCUUCUCUGGUAUCAGCUGAGAAUAAUAAUAGCUAG
Messenger RNA from Strongyloides ratti, 2748 nucleotides. Its product is annotated as Huntingtin interacting protein 1. The record is from RefSeq and is a predicted model, not a curated record. Gene Ontology annotation, biological process: actin filament organization; endocytosis; clathrin coat assembly. Lineage: Eukaryota; Metazoa; Nematoda; Chromadorea; Rhabditida; Strongyloididae. Gene Ontology annotation, cellular component: clathrin-coated vesicle; actin cortical patch. The coding region runs from base 1 to 2748 and encodes 915 amino acids. Gene Ontology annotation, molecular function: clathrin-cargo adaptor activity; phosphatidylinositol-3,4-bisphosphate binding; clathrin light chain binding. The transcript has 4 exons.